This is a messenger RNA of Ogataea philodendri, 375 nucleotides long. RefSeq lists its product as uncharacterized. The record is from RefSeq and is a predicted model, not a curated record. Bases 1 to 375 code for a protein of 124 amino acids. NCBI's taxonomy places the organism in Eukaryota, Fungi, Ascomycota, Pichiomycetes, Pichiales, Pichiaceae. The transcript has a single exon.
AUGCCUUCGCCGAGCUGGAUCAGCGACGCAAUCGCGCACGACGCCUUGAGACACACCACCAGCGACCGCCACAGACGCUCGUCCGUGCUGGACUCGACCUGGUCGGGGAACGGAGACGGGAACUCGUUCAUCAGCAGCAGCGGGCUCGGGCUAUUAGUGUCGUCUUUUGGGCGGAACGGCAGCAGGGACCAGCAAAUGGACGAGUGCAGCGUAAUGAGCGACAGGUUGUUGAUGAAAUUGGACAGCAGCACGUUGCCGUCCACCAGUAUGUGGUUGUUUUCCACCGUGUACGGCUUGAACUCGGGCAACGAGGCCAUCUUGUUGAGCUGCGAGUCGUACUUGACCACGUUCUCGGGCAACAACGCGUUGCCGUAG